GAUAAAUUUAUUUAAUAAGUAAUGCUUAUAUACUCAACGUUCUUCGAAAAGUACAGAUCGAUUAGUGGAUCAUAUACGCAAUUGAGAUAGUUCAGUGUUUUUAUGAACGUUAGUUGAAGUAUUUUCACUCAGAAGGGUGCGUGUCAAAGUAGUAGACACACAACUGCUAAUCUCGUGGUUACAUUUUAUUUUCACGAAUAUCUUAGGAAAUGUACUUUUGCGGCACAUUGCUAUGUAGCACGUAAAUGAAGCGACGGCGUAUAGCGCGGUCGCAUAUCAAAAGAAUACUACCUAUAGGAACGAUGAGAAUGGCGCGCAAAUGUUGCGUGCGUAGCUGUGAGGCUGAUGUGCAAGAUGCGCGUGCUAAAGGGUUACCGCUUCAUAAGUUUCCGAAAGAUAUUACUUUAAGAAACAAAUGGUUGACUAGUGGUGGAUUUGACGCGAAUUUUAAACCUUCACCAGGUCAAGUUGUUUGUCACAGACAUUUUAAACGAGCUGAUUACGAAGCUGCUAAAGGACAUAAAUUACUUCUACGUAAAGGUAGUGUUCCGUCGGUUUUUGCAGAUUAUGACAAUCAUCCGGAUCCUGUAAUAAUGUCUGUAAAAUCAUCAACUUCUUAUGCACAAGAAGAUUUAGAUCUUAUUAAUUCUGAAAUUCUGAAUUUAGAACAAUCUAUAUCUCCAUUGAAUUCUGGUGCCAGAACACCAAAAUCUGAUAGCUGUGGAGAAACAUGUUCUUCUCGACCAGAAUCAUCAGCUGAUUCCUUUAAUUUAUUAGAUUCAACAGAAUUAAUUGAUAAUGGAUGUAAAACUUUAAGUAUGAAAGAAGAGAAUAUAUCUCCUAUGAAACAUCAAGAGAUAAAUAAAAAUUCAGAAAUAGAAGUUAACACUAUGGCAGUGCAAUUAGGUAUUGUUGAAUCUGAUAUAACAAUGAAACAUAUACAAAAGGAUUUAGUUAUUAAAGAAGAACUAAAAAAUAUUAAAAUAGAAGAUGAGAAAACAUCAGAAGAAUUAAAGCCAAAAAUUUUUAAUCGAGGUGGAUUAAAAUUUUUUCCUGGAGCCAAAUUAGAAGCAAAAGAUUUUAAUGAAAAAUGGUAUUCAGCAAAAGUAGUUGAAACUGAUUGGGAUGAACGGGAAGUCUUGAUACGUUUUGAUAAAUGGAGUUCAAGAUUUGAUGAAUGGAUACCUAUGGAUAGUUCUAGAUUACGUGUAUUACAAACACAAUCAAACGAACAAACCUGGAAUCUACCAUCUCUGGAAGCAAAAAUGAAAGAUUUUUCAGUAGGAGAAAGAAUUCUUGCUACAUGGGCUGAUGGUAGAAAAUAUCCAGCCAAAGUGAAUGCCGUCUUGGGAAAUGAUAGGUAUGAUGUACUAUUUGAUGAUGGAUAUACAAAGACGAUUAAAUCGUCAAAAAUGACAAAAAUCGCUGCAACACCUACAAAGCAAUCUAGUCAAACUGAAGAAUACAUAGGAAGCAAGCAAGAAAGAAGAGAUAAAAAAAGGAAACAUACAGUGAUGGAGUUAUUUCAUACGCAUUAUAGAAAACGUUCAAAAAAUGAAACGGAUAAAUUAACAAAAAAGGAAGGAAUUACAGUUAAUGAAAAUGCAGAAAUCUUUUCAGAAAAUAAAAUUGACUUGGAUGGUACGUUAUUUGGGCCUUGUUAUGACCCAGGCACAGAUUUAUUACGAGGAUUUGAUACUAAUGUAUCAAAACUAAAAGCUUAUUCUAAAAAAAAUAAAAAAGAAGUAUCUAAAAAUGACAUAGAUCUGAUAGAAGAUGUAGGACCUGAAUGGGUAGAUGGAGAACCACAAGGAACUGAAUCUUAUAUAGUAGAUGGAAAUGAUGGACCACGUCGAUCAAUAAUAGUGGCAGAUAAAAGAUUACCACCUGGAUGGCAAAAACAUUUUACUCAAAGAAAAGCUGGUACAUCUGCAGGAAAAUGGGAUGUUUUAUUUCUUCAUAAAUCUAGUGGAAAAAAGUUUAGAUCAAAAAAUGAUAUUAGAGCAUUCAUGGAAAAUCAAGGACAAUUUGAUUUUGAUCCUGAAAAAUUUGAUUUUUGUAUUCAUCGGAAAAAGAAGAACCAAAGUCAAAAAAUAAAACAAGAUAUUAUUGUAGAUGCUCCCAAAAAAAUAAAAACAUUAUUACCUAAAACAAAAGCAACUCCAAUAACUGACAAUUCUUUGCUUGUUCCUACAAACACACCAGUUACAACUUUAGUAUCUACAUCAACUACUUCUAUUACAGAUGGUGCUGUUUUUAUUGGUGGACUUCGAGUAGAAAUGGAAGACAGUGCUUAUAAAUGUCCAAAAGAGGGAUGUAGUAAAACAUUUCGAAAAGAAAAUCUUUUACAAAUGCAUAUAAAACAUUAUCAUCCAGAAUAUUCAAAAUUUUUGGGAUGUACUCCAAAUGUUGCAGAUUUAGCAUAUGCAAGAACAAUUGGAGAAUCUGUUGAAGAUAUUAUUCCAAAAAAAUCAAAUAAUUUGAUAGAAAAAUGUAAUAAAUUUGGAAAAAGAAAGUUUAUUCAAGAUAGAUCAUUAUAUGUUUCAUCACCAUCUGUAACAAAUACCAUUCAACCUGCAUCACCAACAGUAACUAUACCAAUAGGAGCAGAAAUAGAGGAUGAAAUAGAUCAGAUAGAAAAAUGUAAUGAUAUGCAAACAGAAGAUAUUAAAAUAGAAAGAAUGUCUCCAAAUUCUAGUCACAGUUUAGAUAUGCAUGAUGAAAUCGAGAAAAAACGGGAAGAUACGUGCGCAAUGUCACCUGGAACAUUAUUUGAUUUGAAAACUAGAGAAGAAAAAACGCAAAGUGGAAUUAAAACUCUACUUCCAAUAAGACCAGCUGUAUCUUCCGAAGCACAGAGAAUAGAUAGAUCAAAAUCUUUAGAUGAGACUAUUCAUAUUGACAAAUUAAAAGGUCAAAGGAAACGACAAUUAUCAGAAUAUAGUUCUGAUAUAUCAAAUAAGGGUAAAAAGCGACAUGGUAUUCAAGAAUUUACAGAUGAAUACGGUGAUUUAGACGAUAGUGCGAUGGAUUUGGAAGGAGGGAUACCUACUACACUCAUGUAUAGAUAUAGUCGUAGAAAAUCAGAUUCAAGAAGUGAUGAAAAUAGUCAAAGUAGUCAACUAAACGAUUCUCGUAUUGAAAAAGAUGAUUCCUUGAAAGGGAAUAUUGGUAAAAAAGAUACUAAUGAUGGCGAAGAUAAUGAUGGUGUUAUGAUGAUGAUUAAUGGUGAAAUGGUAAAAGUGGAACAACUUCGUAGAGAAGAAAUAAUAAAUUGUACUUGUGGAUUUAUGGAAGAAGAUGGUUUAAUGAUACAGUGUGAUCUUUGUUUAUGUUGGCAACAUGGUCAUUGUAAUGCAAUAGAAAAAGAGAAAGAUGUACCUGAAAAAUAUGUUUGUUUUAUUUGUCGCAAUCCAUAUCGGCAACGGUUAUCCAAAAGAUAUUUUCAUGAUCAAGAUUGGAUAAAAGAGGGAAAACUACCAACGUUAUCUAAUCGAACAAAAAAUCAGCAUCGAGUUAAUGAAAGAACAGCUAUGUUAAAGCGUUCUUACGAUUUAGUUGCAGCACUUUUGCAAAUACAACAAGUUUUGCACAGUUUAAGGGUAAAAAUUAAUGUAGCUCAAAAAAAAGAUCAUCCAAAAUUAUAUCUUUGGGCUAAAAAUUGGGAAAAAAUUGAAAUAUUAAAAGCAAAUAUGACACCAGUACCAAUUAUGGAAAUUAUAAAAUCAGGAAAAGAUUGUACAGACACUACAAGUGAAAGUUCUCAUCGAAUCGAAAUAAAAACCGAAACGAAAUUCAGUUUAAAAGAUGAUCAUGAUGAAAAAUCAAUAGCUUCAGAUUCAGAAUUAAUGAAGAUAUUAGAAGAAGAUAAUAUAACUUCAGAUGAGUCUAAAAAUACUGGUAAAAAAGAAGAUUUCGUACAUCAAAAUAAGAGUCAUAUUCUUCUUGAUGCACUUACAAAAAAUGAUACUAUUGAAACCAAAUAUAAAAAUUCAAUAUCUUCAGAAAUUAAGACAAAUACAGAUUUAUUAACCAAUCAAUCAAAUUUAUCUGAAAAUAAUGUAUUUAUCAAUACAUUAGCAAAUGACAUGCAUGAGGAAGAAAAUGAACAUGAAAUGUCAACACCGUUGCAACCUUUUAUACCACAACCAGAAGCGCCAAUUGAUCCAGGAGAAUGUCGAAUGCGAUUAUUAGAACAUAUAGAACAUUUUCAAAAACAUAUAGAUGCAAAAUUAACGUACAUUGAGGCAGAAAUUUGUGCUUUAGAAACCAUGGAUCCUGAAGAUUCAUCUACCUCAGAUGUUCAACCUCGAACUAAACAAACAGUUCAAAUGCUUGUUCGAGAUUUAAAUACAGUACGAAAAUUAGCUGCUUUGUGUUGAAUAUUUUUAGAAAAUAUUUUUAAACAAAAUUUAUGGAAACAUAAUUUGCAUUUUGUGAAAUUUUUUAAGUUUUUUUUUUGAUGUUUAAACUUUUAUUUUUUGUGAUAUUAAUUAUUAUGAAAAUAAUUCUAAAUUGAUUUAAUUGAAUUUUAAUUAAAAUCUCUAAUUAAUAUAAAUAAUACAAAAUCAUAUUGCUGUAUUUUAUAUUGUACAUAUAGUAAAUAUAUGUUAAUUCUUAUUUAUAAUGUUAUAAUGUUAUAAUAGAUAUAAAUGAUAAAUUGUAAUUAUAUUGUAAAAUAAUGUUUAUUUUAUUUGUGUAUAGUUAUAUAAAUUAUAAAAUUAUAUGUAAGUAUUGUUAUUAUUAUAUCAAAAUUUUAUAUUUUCUGAAAUAAUAUGAAAUUGUUUUUAAAAAAAAUGUUACAAAAAGAAAUAUAUUGUAAUAAACAUAUUCUUUUUAUAA
Molecule: messenger RNA, 4842 nt
Organism: Apis cerana (Asiatic honeybee)
Lineage: Eukaryota; Metazoa; Arthropoda; Insecta; Hymenoptera; Apidae
Gene: MBD-R2
Product: PHD finger protein MBD-R2
Biological process (GO): regulation of transcription by RNA polymerase II
Cellular component (GO): NSL complex
Molecular function (GO): DNA binding
Source: RefSeq, a predicted model, not a curated record